UCCCUAAGAAGCACCCAUGAAAUCCUGGCCGUCCCGCCGCAGGAAUGCUCGAGUCCAUCCGCGUCACCGAACAACUUCACUGGCCUAAGCAAGAGCUCUCCAAGAAAUCAGUCCUGAGCCCAAAGGAACACAAGCUGAACAUCAGCAAUGAAAACCAUUCCCAGCCCGUGGCCGCUGGCGUUCUCAAGGACAUUUUCACCACAGGAACCAGUAGCUACAACGUCCUUCUGCAGAGCCAAGAAGAGAAAAAACACCAGGCUCCCCGGCAGCCCCCUGCUCUCCCGAAGAAGCAGAGAGGGGCCCCACCGGGCUGCGGCACCCUGAGGUUUGCAGGCAGCAGCGCCGCGCCGCCGCCCCCGCCCAGGAGCAGGACUAAGAGGCAUCCCAACCAGGCGAGGCCUAAGCAAUCCCGUGGGAAGGCAGGAGACGGCUCCGGGCAGAAGCUCUGUUUGCUCACUGCCAUCAAGCCUGCCAACGUGGAGAAAGAGAAGGUGAAGUUCUUCAAGUCAGAUUUCACGUACAACCCUCAGUUUGAAUAUGCGAACCCUGCACUGCCAAAUGUGUUAGCCAAGCACAGCCAGGCAUCUGACAGAUUCCUUAAGCAGUCCAUUAACAUUAUGGAACGGACACUGCAGAAAUACGGAAGCUAUGAGAAAUUUGAGCAGGCCACGGGAGGAAGCUUGCUGAGCAAGAGCCGCAUCUGGAACCGUGUCAGGAAAUACAUGGUGAAAGAAGGCUGCCUUGGUGAGAUUGUGGUCCAUCUCACGGAGGACCUGCUGUCUCGAGCCUCCAUGACGGUGGUGAACGGCCGUCCCACCCUCACCAUCAACAUGUCCACGGCACGAGAGCACUGGCUGGAAGGGAUGCUGAGGCAUGAGAUCGGAACUCAUUAUUUUCGGGGUAUUAACAACAACAGCCAGCCUUGGUGCAACUGGAGCGGCCGUAGAAAACAUGGGUUAAAGCCAAUAAACCCCACAGAAGAGGGUCUAGCCAGCAUUCACAGCGUCCUGUUCCGCAAGGACCCUUUCCUCUGGAGGGCUGCCCUGCUCUACUACACGGUGUACCAGGCCAGCCAGAUGUCCUUCAGCCAGCUUUUCCAGGACGUGGGCAAGUUUGUCAAGGACCCCAACACGAGGUGGGAUUAUUGUGUACGAGCCAAGAGAGGGUGGACAGACACAUCACAGCCAGGCUGUUUCAAUAAGGAUCAGGUAUACUUGGACGGCAUCCUUCGAAUCCUGAGAUACAGAGAGUCCAUUGAUUUCCAUCUUCUGACAGCCCUUGGAAAG
Nothoprocta perdicaria is the source of this 1286-nucleotide messenger RNA. RefSeq names its product KIAA0895 ortholog (gene MATCAP2). The record is from RefSeq and is a predicted model, not a curated record. The annotation marks the transcript as partial. The transcript is spliced from 6 exons. NCBI's taxonomy places the organism in Eukaryota, Metazoa, Chordata, Aves, Tinamiformes, Tinamidae.